Molecule: messenger RNA, 1365 nt
Organism: Saitoella complicata NRRL Y-17804
Lineage: Eukaryota; Fungi; Ascomycota; Saitoellomycetes; Saitoellales; Saitoellaceae
Exons: 2
Coding region: 1-1365 (454 amino acids)
Biological process (GO): cell division
Cellular component (GO): plasma membrane
Source: RefSeq, a predicted model, not a curated record
AUGACUGAGCAGCAUCUUGUAACAAUUGACUCCGUCAAGGCAUACCAGCUCUACGACGGCGAGGAGAUCCCAUUGGCUGAAGGCCAACUCAUGCUUACUGCCCACAAUGGCUCCUCCAUCCUCGCUAUUCAUCCCGACCUCACCAUUCCCCUCGAAUCUGAUACCAACGUGAUCUCACGGUCACUAUACACAUACAUCAUCCCUAUUGCUGACGUUGAAUCGACAUCAAUCCGGAUCGACCUCCCUCAGUCAACACCCACAGACCUCUGCGAGUAUUUUGAGCACUAUCUGGGUGAACUGUGUGCGUUUGAGGCUGCAAGCACCCAAGUCUCGGAGAAGGCGCCCAUCCGCAACGCACUCGUCCUAAUCGACGAAGACGACGGCUCCAUCGUCGGGCGCGUCUCAGAAGACCUCCAAAUCCGGGAAUCACCCAUCCUUUCUCGUCCCGGUCACGAAAAGGACGCAGUACUCAUCGACCUCGCCAAGCCCUCUCCUUCCGCUUCUCCCAGUCCUUUGGGCUUAACACGUCCUCCAGUCCUCCACGCCGAAUCCGCAACAUCUAUUACCGACAAAGAAGAGUCUGACGCAUUCAAUACCACGGCUCGAUUUAUCGGGAAAGCACUCACUGUCGGUGCAGGCGCAAUUGGCUCAGGCUUCCACCUCGCCGCACAAGCCUACACCAAACGCACAAAGCCCAGCACAGCAACCUCAUACACCCCCCGCACAAAGGAGAGCUUCCGAAAGGUAAAGUCAGCGACAGACACAGCCGCCCGCUACUCUGGCGUCGCCUCCGGCGCAGUCGUCGGAGUCGCAAACCGCGUAGGCGCACAAAUCGCCUCCACCGUCCUCCCCAAACAACGAACCAACACCAAAACUGGACAACCCACAGGGUUACGUGCCACACUGGCUAAAGCGAGUAAUGCGUUUAAUAUCGUUGCGGAUUCGGCGGAGGAUGCGGGUAAGCAUAUUUUGAAUGAGAGUUCGACGGCGAUUGGGACGGUUGUGGGACAUACGUAUGGACCGGACGCACAAGCUGCCGCGAUGGCUGUCGGUGGGUCAGUGAAGAACUUGGGGCUGGUGUACAUCGACGCAAUGGGCGUGACACGCCGGGCACUACUCAAAGGCGUCGCACAGGGUGCAAUUAAAUACAAAAAGAUCAACAAGGAGACCGGGAAAGUCGAGGAGGGUGAGAUUGUUGUACAGGGUGAAGGCGUGGGAGGAGGAAUGGGGGCGAGUGGGAGACUGAGUGGGGAUGGGAAGGGCGUUGCGAGCAGUAUUGGGGAGGCGGUACAGAAAAUUGAGGCGGAGGGGGGGCAGAUUACGGGGGUUGUGGUGGAUGAGAAGGUACGGCCUGUGAGGGACUGA